This is a messenger RNA of Pseudozyma hubeiensis SY62, 864 nucleotides long. RefSeq lists its product as hypothetical. The coding region runs from base 1 to 864 and encodes 287 amino acids. NCBI's taxonomy places the organism in Eukaryota, Fungi, Basidiomycota, Ustilaginomycetes, Ustilaginales, Ustilaginaceae. The record is from RefSeq and is a predicted model, not a curated record. Gene Ontology annotation, molecular function: calcium ion binding. The transcript is spliced from 2 exons.
AUGUCGAACCAAUACUCAUACUCUGGAGGGGGAGGUGGCUACGGCGCGCCUCCUCCCGGUCAGCAGGGCGGCUACGGACAGCAGCAGCAGCCAUACGGUGGUGGUCCUGGAGGAGGCUACGGCGCACCCCCUCCCCAGCAGCAGCACGCUGGCUAUGGCGGUGGAUAUGGCGGUGCUCCUCCUCCCGGACAGCAGCAGUCCGGAUACGGUGCGCCUCCUCCCGGCCAACAGCAAGGAGGUUACGGUGGCGCAGGCCAGCAGUCGUCUUACGGAGCGCCGCCUCAGGGCUACGGUAGACCACAGGCUUUCAACGCCUCCACAGGCCCUCCCCCGGGAGCCGAUCCGCAGCUGUGGCAGUGGUUCAUCGCCGUCGACCGCGAUCGCAGUGGCCAGAUCAAUGCGCAAGAACUCAGCCAGGCACUCGUUAAUGGAGACUGGACUCCCUUCGACCUGGAUACGGUCAAGAUGCUCAUGAGCGUCUUCGACGUCGAUCGCAGCGGCCAGAUCAGCUUCAACGAGUUUGCUGGGUUGUGGAAGUACAUUCAAGACUGGCAAGGCGUCUUCCGACACUUUGACCAAGACCGUUCGGGCUCCAUCGACCAGAAUGAGCUCGCCAACGCGUUGCAAUCGUUCGGAUAUCGCCUAUCGCCUAAACUGCUUCACAUCGUCACCCAGAAAUACAGUGGCAUGCCUUCAAACGGACCAGCGAGAGCCACGCCAGGCAUCACUUUCGACCGCUUCGUACGUGCAUGCGUCGUCAUCAAGACGCUCACUGAGUCCUUCCAACGCCACGACAACAACCGUUCCGGCUGGGUCCAAAUCAACUACGACACUUUCAUGGAGAUGUGCCUCUCUGCGCCCUAA